CUAAUAAAGCACAGUGAGCUGAAGGUCUGUGAAGUCUUCAGGAUGGAUACUUGGAGAAUACUGUUGGUUGCAGCCCUGGUAACUUCUGUAUGCACUAUACCUAUUUCUCAGGAAGUGCAUGAGGUAUAUCCAAAUGGAGAAGAUGAGAACCCCAUUUUGAAUAAAGGCUCAGAUGUCAACCUGUUUGAAGGAGACAUUUUAAUUCCUGAAGGAAGAAAUGCCUUGAUUGACACAAGAUACAGAUGGAAGUUUCCAAUCCCGUACAUUUUGGGCGAUGAUUUGGAUCUCAAUGCCAAAGGCUGUGUCCACCAGGCCUUUGAGAUGUACCGCCUUAAGUCCUGUGUUGACUUCAAACCCUACGAGGGAGAGCGAACCUACAUCAAGUUUGAGAAGAGAGGAGGAUGCUUCUCCAGAGUGGGGGACCAGCAGAUCGGUCAGGUCCUAUCUCUGGGUCGAGGCUGUGAUCAUAAAGCUGUGAUAGAACAUGAGCUGCUCCACGCUCUGGGCUUCUACCACGAGCAGUCACGCACAGACCGCGACGACUAUGUGGACAUUUGGCUUGAUCAAGUCACAGACGGACUUCAACAUAACUUUAACAAAUACAACGACGACUUCAUCACAGAUCAGAACACUCCGUAUGAUUAUGAAUCGAUAAUGCACUACCGCCCCUUCUCCUUCAACAAGAACGAGUCCAUCCCCACCAUCACCACCAAAAUCCCAGAGUUCUAUAACAUCAUCGGACAGUACCUGGACUUCAGCAAAAUGGACCUACUCAGGCUCAACCGCAUGUACAACUGCUCCGGCCCUUUGACCCUGCUGGACCAGUGCUCCUUUGAGUUUGCAAACAUCUGUGGAAUGAUCCAGAGCUCCACUGACGACACAGACUGGAUCCACACCCAAAGCACGACGGGGCAUGAGGACCACACACUGCUGGGACGAUGCAGAGAUGCUGGAUACUACAUGCACUUUAGUACUAACACUGGAAAGGCCCAGGAGUCUGCCCUGCUGGAGUCUCGGACCUUGUACCCCAAACGGAACUUCCAGUGUCUGCAGUUUUUCUAUAAGAUGACAGGCAACCCCCAGGACCGACUGGUGGUCUGGGUCAAGAUGGAUGAUGGUACAGGAACAGUCAGAAGGAUGAAGAAAAUACACACUUUCACAGGUGUAUCAGACUCUGCCUGGAAAAUUGCUCACGUUCGGCUGGAGGUGGACGUGAAGUUCCGUUAUGCUUUCCAGGGUGUCCGUGGUGACCCCGUCAUGUCAAAAGGGGGCAUCUUCCUGGACGACAUCAGCCUUUCCGAAACGCGCUGUCCCAACGCCGUAUGGACCAUCUCAAACUUCUCCAAAAUUAUGGAAACAGCAAAGCGCGGGUUUGCCAUCGAUAGUCCCAUCUUCUACAGUCCAGAGGGGUAUGGGUAUGGGGUGCGUCUUAUCCCCCUAUCUAGCUACAUGGACUACACCGGGAACUAUACAGCACUGUACUUCUUCUUGGCCAGUGGAGUGAAUGAUGUGGCGAUGCAGUGGCCCGCAGUGAACCGACAAGCCACUCUGAUAGUUAUGGACCAAGACCCCGAUAUCAAACUGAGGAUGUCCACAGCCCGGAGUCUAACUACAGACCUCACCUCUGAAAAUGGGAAGUACUUGUGGGACAACCCCUCCAAAGUAGGGACUUAUGACCCCUCAUGUGCAUGUUACAAAGGCUCGGCCUGGGGCUGGAGGAACUUCGUCAAACACUUCGACCUCCGUAGACGUAACUACCUAAAGAAUGACGACCUCAUCAUCUUCAUCGACUUUGAAGAUAUCUCAUCAAUGAUCAAGACAGAAGUGCCAGUCAAACCAGCAGAGUGAAUGUGAUGGCCAAAAGUCCAAAAGUUUCCUGUAUUAUUGAAGGACAAUGAAGAUACAAGCAACAAUGUAGUUUUGCAAUUCAUUCAUAAUAAUAAUAAUUCAAAAUAAUAAUAAUUCAUUUUCUUGGUUAAAAAACUUAAAUUUUCUUAAAUAAAGCUGU
Molecule: messenger RNA, 2008 nt
Organism: Periophthalmus magnuspinnatus
Lineage: Eukaryota; Metazoa; Chordata; Actinopteri; Gobiiformes; Gobiidae
Gene: mep1a.1
Product: meprin A, alpha (PABA peptide hydrolase), tandem duplicate 1
Exons: 14
Coding region: 43-1848 (601 amino acids)
Biological process (GO): proteolysis
Cellular component (GO): membrane
Molecular function (GO): protein binding; zinc ion binding; metalloendopeptidase activity
Source: RefSeq, a predicted model, not a curated record